AUGCUCGCCCUGACUGAGCCAAACGCGAUACACGCGCUCGUGGUCGCAGAACCAAUGGUCGAUUGGGUAGGGUUAGACGAGGUGCUGAAAAAAGCGCGAGAAGCGGCCACGGCCGAGUCUCUCACAUCAUCUUCUCCGAACGUGCAGGCGGAGAGACAAGCACAGAAGCGAGCGCGGGCGUCCAAGACUGCGAACCUGCACACCGCGAUUGCUCCCUCCGUCGUGGCUGCGGUGGAGGAACUGGUCAAGCUGCGCUCGAAACUGUUCAGGACGCCGUCCGCGUAUUUCGAUCCAUUCUCGAGUCCGCUCUUAUUUCUACGUGCCCCGGGACGGGACACGCCUCUGGUCAAUGCCACUCCUGGAGAUCAGCUGCUCAGUGAGAUGGAUCAGGACGAGGACGAUGUCGACGUUGAUGUGGGAGGAGGUGAAUACACAGACUACGGCGAUCACGAGCACGAUACACAGCAAUCGAGUGCGUCAAAGGGGACGAGUACUCGAAUCACCUCUCACGAUGAGGUUGGUGCGCCCACCAUACCUCCUCGUCGACGGAAAGUCCUGCGCCGCUGGCCCGCUGUUGGCACGCCCGAGUCCGUCACAUUGCCACAUGUCCGCAUUUUCGUGCAGUCCGACGUUCAGCAGAAAAUAGCCGACGGUGAGAGCAACGCCAUAGACUCGGACAAAGGCCAUGCAGCGCUGAUGCGCGCCCAAGGCACCGAACUGGCCGAACUGAUGCGCCGGGCCUGUUUCAUUGGGCGGGAGAAGGGAUUCGCGGAGGAAAGAGUGCAACUUCAGUUGUGCGACUUGUCUGCCCGAGGUUUUGAUGCAGAUGGUGGCAUCAUGCAGGAAGCCGCGAUGAAGUGGCUAGGUGAGAUGUUCGACGAGGACAAAUUGUCAGCUUGA
Molecule: messenger RNA, 900 nt
Organism: Cladophialophora yegresii CBS 114405
Lineage: Eukaryota; Fungi; Ascomycota; Eurotiomycetes; Chaetothyriales; Herpotrichiellaceae
Exons: 1
Coding region: 1-900 (299 amino acids)
Source: RefSeq, a predicted model, not a curated record